AUGGCGGAGACCACCCCAUCCCGUCCCCCUCAGAAGCUGCAGGGGUCUCCGGCCCUCCCAGCUGGGGUGGCCGCCCUCCCGUCUGACCUGCGACGUGUCCCCAGCUCAGCUGGUCCAUCCUGGGCCUCCACCGCCUCCAUCGCCACGGACGGCGACCCCGGCGGUGCCCCAGGUCCCCUGCUCCUUCCGGACAGGGGGGAAGCCGCCUCCUCCUCCUCCUCCUCAUCCCGACUUCAUCGCCUCACCGUCAGGGUCGUCGAGGCCCGAAACCUUCUCGAGGGAGACCUGUGGAGCGAGGCCGACCCGUACGUGGUCCUGCGGCUGCCUCUGGCCUCCGGCGCAAAGCUCCGGACCAAGACCAUCGCCAACUCCAGUCACCCUGUCUGGAACGAGACCUUCCACUUCCAGAUCCAGAGCCUGGUCAAGAACAUCCUGGAGCUGCAGAUCUAUGACGCCGACUCGGUCUCGAGCGACGACGCCCUCUUCACCGUCCUUUUUGACGUGGCCGAAGUCCAGGCCGGUCAGCUCCUCCGACGGACCUUCUCUCUCAAUCCCCCGGGGGCGGCGGAGCUGGAGGUGGAGUUCCUGGUGGAGGAGACGACGGAUCCCCCCGAAAACCUCCUCACCAACCAUGUCCUCGUGGCCCGGGAGCUGACCCGCCUGGACGUGCGGCUGGACGGGGAGAGCAGCGCGGUGACUCCAUCAGACCACCUGGAGCUGACGCUGGAGGGAUCUUACGAGGGACGCCGGGACGUUGCCCUGGGCCCGGCCCCCGCCGGCCCCCUCCACUUCCACUACGUGACGUCGCGGGAGAUGGAGCUGAGUGGGCGGCUGAGGAGCGGCAGCGAUGACAGCGGAGGGGGCGAGGAAGACCCAGCCAGCAUCCUGACUGUCCCCCUGGGGUCCCUCUGCCAUGGGGCGGAGGUGACAACCUCAAUUCCUGCCCCGAACGACACGGCGCUGAGGCUGAAGCUCAAGGUUGACGACUGCCCCGGGGAGCCCUCCGUGCGGCUGGGCUUCGGGCUGUGCGCGGGGGAGCGGGCCUUCCUCAGCCGGAGGAAGCGGGUGGUGGCCAAGGCCCUGAAGCGCCUUCUGCAGCUGGAGGAGGAUCUGCCCGAGGACCAGGUCCCGGUGGUCGGGGUCAUGGCCAUAGGCGGGGGGGCUCGGGCCAUGACCUCCCUGUACGGCCACCUCUCGGCCCUCAAGCACCUGGACCUGCUGGACUGCGUCACCUACAUCAGCGGCACCUCGGGCUCCACCUGGACCAUGGCCAGCCUGUACGGGGACGCCGACUGGUCGCAGAAGGACCUGGAGAAGCCCAUCGGCCACGCCCGCCACCACAUGACCAAGAGCAAGCUGGACGCCUUCUCGCCCUCUCGCCUGCUCGGCUUCCAGAGGGAGCUGGGGCGGCGGGCCGAGCAGGGCCACCCGCCGUCCUCCGUCGACCUGUGGGGCCUGGUGCUGGAGUUCCUGCUGAAUGGCCAGGUGUGAACCGAACAGAAGCUGUCAGACCAGCGGCGGGCGCUGGAUCGGGGCCAAACCCCCUCCCCCUCUACCUGGGCCUCACGUCAAGAGAACGACCGGGGUCCCCUUGACUUCAAGGAGUGGGUGGAGUUCUCCCCCUACGAGGUGGGCUUCCUCAAGUACGGCGCCUUCGUACCGCCCGAGCUCUUCGGCUCCGAGUUCUUCAUGGGGCGGCUGAUGAAGCGGCUGCCCGAGUCCCGGAUCUGCUUCCUGGAAGGCCUCUGGAGCAACGUUUUCUCCGUGAACCUGCUGGACGCCUGGUACGACCUGACCUGCUCGGACGAGGCCUGGAAGGAGCACAUCCGGAACAAGAUCGGGAACAUCGAGAAGGAGCCGCCCGGGUCCCGCCGCCCGGAGGGGUCCUGGCUGCGCGGGAGAGACGCUGGCCCGGCCCUGCGGGGCUUCCUGACCGGGCGGCCGCCUCAAACCACCAACAGCCCAAACUUCCUGCGGGGCCUCCAGCUGCACCGUGGCUACUGCGGUCACCGGGACUUCUGUACUUGGAAAGACUGCCAGCUGGACUCCGUCCCCACCCGGCUGACCCCGCAGCAGCCUCGGCUCUGCCUGGUGGACGCCGCCUACUUCAUCAACACCAGCUGCCCCCUGCUGCUGCGGCCCGGCCGGGGCCUGGACCUCAUCCUCUCCUUCGGAUACGCCCUCAACUCGCCCUUCGAGGCGCUGGAGCAGACGGAGCGCUACUGCCGUGAACAGGGGAUCCCCUUCCCCGCCGUCAAGCCGACCCCCGAGGAGCGGCUCCGGCCCCGGGAAUGCCACGUCUUCUCGGACCCCGCCUGCCCGGACGCCCCCGUCGUGCUGCACUUCCCCCUGGUCAACGACUCCUUCCGCCACCACUCGGCCCCCGGAGUCCGGCGUAGCCCAGAGGAGCUGGCGGGCGGCCAGGUGGACCUGGAGGGCUUCCUGUCCCCGUACUCGCUGCUGAACGUGACCUACAGCGAGGAAGACUUCGACCGGCUGCUGCGUCUCAGCCAAUACAAUGUGCGCAACAGCCGCCCCAUCAUCCUGCGGGCCCUGAGGUCUGCCCUGGGCCGCCGCCGCCGUCCCUGAGCGGGGACCCCCGCUGGCCUUGAGCCGGGACCGUCGGCUGGCUCUCGACGCGAACCCCGGCCAGCCCCGAGCGGGGACCCGCCCCAGCCCUAGGACCCGUCCGGAGCAAGGGAAGUGGCUCUGGGCUUCAGAAAUCCUCCGUUCUUGAAUCCUUCCGCCGCCCGGCAGGAGGCUGGGGGGCCGGCCCGGGACUCGGGCCCGAUAGCUAUCCAGGCUCUCAGCCCCUGCAGCUGGCCAGUAGCCGAAUCUACCUCCCGCAGCCCGGGCCUUCGGGGUCCUUCAUUCAUUCAGUAGUAUUUGAGCGCUUACUAUGUGCAGAGCACUAGACUGACGUUUCCCUGCCCUACAUGAGGCCAGCCCCACCUCGUCCCGGCUGCCGGCCGCGCACCGUGGCCUUGUCCUCCCUCUGUUCACCCGAGGGCCAGAGCCACCGGUCACGGACAUGAGCCCUUUCUGAGGGGUGGAAGGAACCCAGCCCGGGGACCAUCCUCCCGCCUCUCCCGCUCCUUGCAACUGUUGCCGAGACCCCUAACCUUUCCCCAGCAGCAGGACCCCCCACCCCAUUUCUGCCACCACUUUGUGAGUAUGUAUGUGUGGUUGGUCCGGCCACGGGUGCCUCGGCGGUAGGGUCCCUCAGCUCCGGAUGGGGCCCCGGGUCCGGACUGCAGCCCCCUCCCUACUGUCAGACACUGGAGACCUCGGACUCUUCUCCACUUCCAGGGGGAUGUUGAAAUCAAGGAGAAGCAGCACGGCCUAGUGGAUGGGGCACGGGCCUGGGAGUCAGAAGGACCUGGCUUCUGAUCCCGGCUCUGCCACUCGUCUGCUGCGUGACCUCGGGCAAGUCACUUCACUUCUCCGGGCAUCAGUUGCCUCAGCUGUAAAAUGGGGAUUAAAGCUGUGUCCAACCA
Molecule: messenger RNA, 3497 nt
Organism: Ornithorhynchus anatinus (platypus)
Lineage: Eukaryota; Metazoa; Chordata; Mammalia; Monotremata; Ornithorhynchidae
Gene: PLA2G4D
Product: phospholipase A2 group IVD
Biological process (GO): glycerophospholipid catabolic process
Cellular component (GO): cytosol
Molecular function (GO): calcium ion binding; calcium-dependent phospholipid binding
Source: RefSeq, a predicted model, not a curated record